This is a messenger RNA of Paramisgurnus dabryanus, 836 nucleotides long. RefSeq names its product oxysterol-binding protein 1. The record is from RefSeq and is a predicted model, not a curated record. NCBI's taxonomy places the organism in Eukaryota, Metazoa, Chordata, Actinopteri, Cypriniformes, Cobitidae.
AGUAAUGGCUGUUGAAUCGGCGACCUCUAACGGUACAACCGAUGAAAACCAUCCAGAAGAAAUAAUAGACAAGUGUAAAAAAGGAUGGUUAUUUAAGAAAACGCACUACACUAAACGCUGGAAAGUUGCGUGGUUUCAUAUCAGAAACGGGAAUCUUUUCUACGGUGUUAAUGAAGAGUCAACAGAAAAGUGCAUUAAUCUGGCUGGAGCAAAUAUGGAUUUGCUGGAGGGUGAUGAUGACAGAUUUGGCUGGACAAUCACACCAAGGGACAGUAAACGUACCUUCUUCCUUAGUGCUGAUGCUGCAGAAGAGCGCCAGGCCUGGAUGACAGCAAUUUGUGAAGAACAGCUCAAUUCUGAACAACACAACUCAAAUGCAUGUGUUGUCCAAUAGAUGCCCUUGAAUUUUGUAUUUUCCUUCCAAUUUUUGGAGUAUAAUUUUUCUUUAUUGGAUUGUUUUUGCUUGAACAGUUUAAAGAUGCUCUACUGAUAGAUAGUUCAGGUGUAGGGGUCUGUUGGAGUCUGUCUGACCAGUGUGAAACACCUGUUGGCAGUUGUUGGAUCAAAGUAAAUGAGACUUAAGAAUGUGGUUGUCUGUUGGUAUCUGUUGGUGUUUGUUGGAGUUGGUAGUUGUCUGACCAGUGUGAACUGGCCUUUACACAAUAAUGGAAACUCAAAUGUACUGUGCCCAUUACAAAUGAAGGAAACCUUUUAUUUUUUAAACAAGUAAAAUAUAUUUUAUGUUUUUUAUUUGAUACACUCUUAAAUAGCUCUGCUUUUUCAAAUUAAAGAUAAAUCAAAGGUUUUGUUAAAUUAAUAAAAACAAUCUGAAUGUG